UACUAGCCAUUGACCUCGCAUUCGGAACUGUGUAACGGCGGCAGUACUCAACUCCUUCGGAUCAGCUCGAUGAAUUCCUAGUAUUUAACUUGACUGUAUUUAUUAACAUUAACGACUCCUCCCCCAACACAACACCUGUCCCGCACCAUUUGACCUUCCGACAAGAUAGGUACCUACCAAGAAUCAAAUUACAUACAUACCUACCUACCUAACUACCUAGGUAUAUGUAAACACGAGUACCAUCUCAUUCAAGACACAAUUCUCAGUUGAUAGAACAACAUGGCAGACACUCCCAAAAGAAGCGAGGAUGGCGAUUUCGAUAAAACAGUACAGGGCUUGCUGAAAGCUGACUUUGAUGACUGGCCCAACGAGGCAGGGUUUGAGGGCCUGGAUGAGAUACGUGGCCCGGUCGAGUUGACUGUCCUAGGCUAUAUACCAACCUGGGCUGCCGGUACCCUGUUCCGUACUGGACCUGGCCAGUACACUGUUGAGAAUACACCCAAGGGUACUUUCCACACUACACAUUGGUUUGAUGGUUUCGGUCACUCCCAUCGAUUUGAUAUCAUCGCUACCUCGGGCGGCCAUGAACACCCUAUCAAAGUGAAGUAUACGUCUCGCCGUCAGAGCCAAGCCCUAGUCGAUGCCGUCCAAAAAACCGGAAAGAGACCCGAUAUUGCCUUCGGUCAACGGAUGGAUCCAUGCAUUGGCCUAUUCGGCAAAGUCAUGAGCUUAUGGAGGGGAGGCAUAGCCACCCAAGGCCCUGAGUUCGAUAAUGUAUGCGUUACAAUUCAGGCCAACAUCCCUGGCCUAUAUACCAAGGAUAAAGGAACAGGUCGAUCCGGCCACAGAGAAGAUAUCAAAACUCUAUGGCUAGGUACGGAUGCUGGAAUCAUGAAGGAGGUUGACCCGCAUACUUUGGAACCCAUAGGCAUCGCCAAGCAGACCGUUCUCCACCCCCUCCUAAAGGGUCCCCUCAGUUGCGCUCAUGCUCAGAAAGACCCGGAAACCGGCGCCUUUUUCAAUUACAAUCUUGAGUUCGGAGCUCGUGCGACAUACCGGAUCUUCCGUACUACUCCAUCGACUGGCAAAACUGACAUUUUGGCUACGAUCUCUGCCCCCGACCUCAAGCCAGCCUACAUACACUCGUUUUUCCUUUCCCCUUCCUUCGUAAUCUUCUGUGUGCCCUCGUCACAUCUGGGUUGGAGGGGUAUCAGAGCCAUGUGGGAGGGCAGCCUGGUCGAAGCUAUGGAGCCAUUUGACGAGUCAAAACUCUGUCGAUGGUUCGUCGUUGACCGUAUCGGUGAUCGAGGUGUGGUUGCAACAUUUGAGAGCCCCGCCGGCUUUUACUUCCAUAGCAUCAAUUCCUUCGAGGAACGUGAUGAGAAGACUGGAAGCAUGAACGUCUACUGUGACCUCAUCGAGUAUCGCAGUACCGAGGUAAUCCAUGCCUUUGAGAUGGACGUACUUCUCCAGAAUAAUAGCGCAACGAAGAACUUUUGGGGCAACGAGGAGCGCAACCGCAACUGCCUUGCUCGGCUCGUGAGAUGGGAGUUCAAGAUUCCCAAGCUGGAUGCCCCUACGACAGACAUGUCGACUACCCGACUUGUGGCAAACAAGGUGCUAGAGAUUAAAGCACCCCAUGCCGGCGAGUUACCCACAAUCAACCCGGACUACGCGACCAAGAAACAUCGCUACGUGUACAGCCUGGCCAAUCGUGGAUAUAGCACUCUGUUUGACUCCAUUGUCAAAACUGACCUUGUGACACGUGAGACGACUUUCUGGGAUGGCCCAAAGGGACACACACCAGGCGAAGCUGUCUUCGUACCACGCCCAGAACCGCGCUACGGAGGUGUCAUGGAAGAAGACAAUGGCGUGCUCCUCAGCGUGGUACUUGAUGGGAUCAAUAAGACAAGCUAUCUCCUGUGCCUAGAGGCAAGUAGCAUGAAGGAGUUGGGACGGGCUGAGUGCCCCUUUGCGAUUGGAUUUGGCUUCCACGGAUUACAUUGGCCUCCCGCGGGUCCCAUAUAUUCUGUACCUUCAACACCUACCUCAAUAUCUCGGUCGUAAUUUAGAGGAAUAGGGGUACCGGGGCGUUGCAUGGGAGUUUCUGAGGUAAUCAAUUUACUGCUUCGUGGGCCGGAGGACUUUUCAUCCAUGCGUUGGUUUUUCAUGGCUCAUGAUAACAUCAUGGCACCCCGUGGUUGGAAAACCGGAAUUAAGGAAA
This is a messenger RNA of Hypoxylon fragiforme, 2224 nucleotides long. Its product is annotated as torulene oxygenase. The transcript has 3 exons. Bases 280 to 2067 code for a protein of 595 amino acids. Gene Ontology annotation, biological process: carotene catabolic process. Gene Ontology annotation, molecular function: carotenoid dioxygenase activity. Lineage: Eukaryota; Fungi; Ascomycota; Sordariomycetes; Xylariales; Hypoxylaceae. The record is from RefSeq and is a predicted model, not a curated record.